AUGCCCCGCCGCGGCGGGCCAAUCCAAAAACGACAUAUCGAGCACAUAAAGAAGGUAAUCUUUGUAGCAAGCGGAAAGGGGGUUGUGGGCAAGAGCACAAUAGCAGUAAAUCUUGCUUUCUCCCUCGCAAUGCUGUCUCAUCGACCACGAGUUGGCAUACUUGACUUGGACAUUUUUGGACCUUCUAUACCUACCUUGAUGGGACUCCAGCAUUCGGACGAUCCACAUCUAACUCCCGCUGGCGCUCUCCUCCCCAUAAUCAAUCAUGGCGUUCCUACAAUGUCUAUGGGCUACCUUGUCCCUCGGCCACCGCCUGACUCCACAGAAUUUGAAGGUGCGAUUGUCUGGCGCGGCCUUAUGGUUCAAAAAGCCGUGCAGCAACCCCCCUUCGAUGUUGACUGGCGGGACGCUGGUGGAUCUGGUCCUGGGCUGGACGUACUAAUCAUAGAUAUGCCCCCGGGGACGGGAGAUGUCCCUCUUACACUGGGACAAUUAGUUGUCGUUGACGGCGCAGUCAUCGUUUCAACUCCACAGGACGUCGCACUAACGGAUAUCUCCGUUCCGAUAACAGGUCUCAUCCUUAACCAAGCGUCCUUCCUAUGUCCUUCUUGCAACACCGCGCAUGAGCUAUUUGGGACUUCAGCUAAUGCAUCGCGCCUUGGGAUCCCUCUACUAGCGCAGCUCCCUCUUGUUGAAGGUGUGAGCUGGGGUGGAGAUCGCGGCAUUCCAUACGUCCUUGAAGGAAAACAUGGAGGUGGAAAAGACGGCAGGGCGGGAGAGAUGUGGCGAAAUGCGAUGAACGAAGCGGCAAGCAACAUUUGGGAGUUAGUUCACAGCUGA
Messenger RNA from Suillus subalutaceus, 840 nucleotides. RefSeq names its product P-loop containing nucleoside triphosphate hydrolase protein. Gene Ontology annotation, molecular function: 4 iron, 4 sulfur cluster binding; ATP binding; ATP-dependent FeS chaperone activity. The transcript has 6 exons. Gene Ontology annotation, cellular component: mitochondrion. Lineage: Eukaryota; Fungi; Basidiomycota; Agaricomycetes; Boletales; Suillaceae. The record is from RefSeq and is a predicted model, not a curated record. Bases 1 to 840 code for a protein of 279 amino acids. Gene Ontology annotation, biological process: iron-sulfur cluster assembly; mitochondrial respiratory chain complex I assembly.